This is a messenger RNA of Trifolium pratense (red clover), 1119 nucleotides long. RefSeq names its product SKP1-like protein 21. Gene Ontology annotation, biological process: SCF-dependent proteasomal ubiquitin-dependent protein catabolic process. Lineage: Eukaryota; Viridiplantae; Streptophyta; Magnoliopsida; Fabales; Fabaceae. The record is from RefSeq and is a predicted model, not a curated record. Gene Ontology annotation, molecular function: cullin family protein binding. Gene Ontology annotation, cellular component: nucleus; cytoplasm. Bases 206 to 1099 code for a protein of 297 amino acids. The transcript has 2 exons.
UAAAAAUAUAUCAAAUCUCUUUUUUGACCAAAUAAUUUAUUUUUUUACCUAAUUAAAAAAAAUCAAAUCUUAUUUCUUUUUGACAAAUCAAAUCUUUAUUUCUUAAAAAGUAAAUCAUACUAUAUUACUACUAUAAAUUAGGGUUUGAAACUUGAAAGCAUUGAUCAGAGUACCGAAGAAAACCAGAAGAUAGUUUGCAAAAUCGAUGUUAGAAACUGAGAUGAUGAAGCCUUAUCUAUGGCUUCAAACUGGCGAUGAUUCAAUCCAACAAGUGGAACAAGAGGUUGCACUUGUUUGCCCAUUUAUAUGUCAAGAAUUUAAAUUACAAAAGGGCAUAGGAUCUUCCAAAAAUCGUCCGAUAUGUCUUCCCGAACAAGUUCGUAAUCCGGCAUUGUUGAAUUUGAUUCUUAGUUAUUGUCGAUUUCAUCUAACGCCAGGCCACUCGAACAAGGAACGAAAAUCGUAUGAUGAGAAAUUUGUUAAGAUAAUGAAUACAAAUAGUCUAUCUGAAUUGGUGGGUGCCGUGCACAGCCUUCGAUUAAGGCCAUUAAUCAAUCUCACAUGUUCUGCACUAGCUCGACGAAUUGAAGAUAGUUCACCGGAAGAGAUACACCAGAUGUUUUGUGCGCCUGAAGAUCUUAUGGAGGAAGAGAAAUUGGAGUCGUUCAGUAAUGUAACUUGUGAUGCACGUGUUAGGCUUUUGAACUUGUAUUUCGAUAAGAGAAGAGAACUUAGAGAGCCUGAAAGGAUUCUACACGACCUUCAGCUACAACAUACGAAUGUAGUAGAUGAACGUCCGGUUGACGAACUUUUGUCGUUUAUUAAUGGAUCGAAUGAUGAAGAACCGAAGCCGAAUAAAACUCGGAAGAAUAAAAAAAAGAACCAGAGAAAGGAAAAACAACAGCAAAAGAAAUCUAGUUUGAAGGAAGCACCUAUACAACAUAAUAAGAAGGAAGAAGAUGAUCCUAAAGUUGAGUUCAAUGAUGAAGAGUUUGAUCAAACCAUAAUGGCAAAAAUUGAUAAAGAAGUGGAAGAAUUUGCACGCAGAUUGAAUACUGAAUGGUCAGAGAGAAUAAAAGAAUUUUUUGAGAGAUGCUAGUAGCAAGCACAAGGAAAUUG